AUGGAUGGCUCUGUCCGCCAUGACAGCAUCCCGCCUGCGGUCGACGACACCGCCCCUGGUCUUCAACUACGGAUUGACCCUGAAUCGAGCCAGCACCAUACGCUGAAGUACCAUCUUCUGGGUCCAUCCCUUACAAAACCCGGCCAAGAUGAUGUCGACCAGAGAAAAGUCUCCGAGAUCAUCUAUGAAGCGUCUAAAGGCAGCAAGUUCUUCUUGCAAGAAGAGCAAAAGGAUAAGAACUUGACCAUCAAGAUCAACCGGAUUCUUGCCAAGAAAAGACAACUGGAUCGCCUCGACCUCAGCUACGACUUGCGCAGGGCAGACGAAUACGUACAGAAGCUCGAACUCAGCCGCGACCUGACCCAGACCAUUGUCCACGUCGACUGCGACGCUUUCUACGCCGCCGUCGAAGAGCUCGACCGCCCUGAUUUGAAGGAUGUACCGUUCGCCGUUGGAAAAGGUGUCUUGACCACGUGCAACUACCAUGCCAGGCAGUUCGGAUGUCGCAGUGGUAUGGCCGGGUACAUUGCCGACAAACUCUGCCCUCAGCUUAUCCACAUAUCACCAAACUUCGAAAAAUACUCGGCCAAAGCAAAGGAGAUUCGCGCCGUCUUGAUCAAGUACGACGCUCGCUUUGAGGCUGCCAGUGUCGACGAGGCCUACCUCAAUAUCACUCAGUAUUGCGAAGAACACAGUAUGAGUCCUGAAGACGUCGUCCAACAACUGCGUGCAGAGGUACACGAACAAUGUCUGAUUACCGUCUCGGCUGGCAUAGCUGCAAACGCGAAGCUUGCAAAGAUUUGUUCUAACAAGAACAAGCCAAAUGGACAGUUCACUGUACCUUCGGACCGCACCAGCAUCAUGUCGUUCAUGAAGGACUUACCCACCCGAAAGGUGAAUGGCAUCGGUAGAGUCUUCGAACGCGAGCUCGACGCUAUUGGUGUCAAAACAUGUGGCGACAUCUUUGCACACCGUGCUUACAUGUCCAAGCUCUUUGGCGAGAAAGCGUUUCAAUUUCUCAUGGGUGUAUACCUCGGACUCGGCAGGACGAAUGUUCAGCCAGCGGAAGAGUAUGAGCGCAAGAGCGUCGGUACAGAAAGCACGUUCAAAGAGAUGUCAGAUCCUCAACAACUCCGAGACAUGCUCCGCCAUGUCGCGGAAGAGUUGGAGAAGGACUGUGAAAGAACACAGUUCAAGGGAAGAACCCUAGUGCUGAAAGUGAAGUUGCACACUUACGAGAUCCUCACUCGCCAGGUCGCUCCAUCAAAAGCCGUGCACCAAGCCGGCGACCUCUACAAGUUCGCCUUGCCUAUGCUUGUCAAGCUGGAAAAGGAAAUCCCAAAAUUUACCUUGCGUCUCUUGGGCUUGAGGCUUACAUCACUGAUUAGUAUGAAGAAGAGUAACAUUGACACCUUCUUUACGCCAAAGCCGCAGUCUGCUUCGACAAAGCCGUUCAUGCCUGCCGGCCAAGGAGAAUGGGAGCAAUGGCCUGACUCAGAAUUCGAAGAUGCCGCCCGCCAAGAGAAGCAAGAUGACUUGGACACCCUGGAGAAGAUGAGUCAGGAAUACAACGAAGAUUACAAUAAUACUCCGAGACAGUCACCCGUCCGACACGCAGGUACAAGAAUAGCAAAUGUGCCUGCAGCGACAUCUGAAGAUACAGUCAAGGGGGGACACGGCAAGCAGGAAGAAACAUGGAAUUGCCCUAUCUGCAGUCAGCCUCAACCUGCUGAUGCUGUGCUGUUCAACCAGCAUAUCGAUGGAUGUUUGUCGAAACAGACAAUCAAGGACAUUGUUCGCGAGAAUGCGUCGCCGUCCCGUUCUCCGCAGGAGAGAGCUCCUAUGCUUGGACAGGGCAAGAAAAGAGGUCGACCGAAGGCGCCCGACCCGCAGCCCAAGCGGCCGAAGAGCGCCUUUUUCUCUCGAUGA
Aureobasidium namibiae CBS 147.97 is the source of this 1929-nucleotide messenger RNA. Its product is annotated as DNA/RNA polymerase. The record is from RefSeq and is a predicted model, not a curated record. Gene Ontology annotation, cellular component: nucleus. Gene Ontology annotation, molecular function: damaged DNA binding; DNA-directed DNA polymerase activity. Gene Ontology annotation, biological process: error-prone translesion synthesis. The transcript has a single exon. NCBI's taxonomy places the organism in Eukaryota, Fungi, Ascomycota, Dothideomycetes, Dothideales, Saccotheciaceae. The coding region runs from base 1 to 1929 and encodes 642 amino acids.